ACUGAACGUGGCGUCGUUGGCUACCCUGGGGUGAGAAAAGCACGGCUGUUGCUCGGUUUGUUCAGUGUGGGAGACUGCUGUGUGAUAACAGUGUUUGUGGCGUCUUUGAACUGAAAAAAAACAGGACUUUAUAGACACUAGCUCUCCCCGCUUCGUAACACAUAAGACGAUGAAUGGUAAGUCAACGAACGGCACGCUGGGGGGAAUGGCCUGCAUCGAGGGUCUACCGCCGCUGCCGAAGAGCCUGAGCGGGUUGCUGAACUCAAGCGGCGGCUCCUGGAGAGAAAUGGAGAGGAUGUACGUGAAGAAAACCAUGAUCCAGGACGACCUGAGCCGAGGCAGGAACAAUGCCGAUAACCUGCUGGCCAACAAGCCGGCCAACCUCGAUGCAGCACUGGCUCUGCUGCGAAAAGAGAUGGUGGGUUUGCGUCAGCAGGACAUGUCCCUGCUGUGCCAACUGUGGUCGCUCCACGAGUCCAUCCAGGAGUACAAGGGGAGCUGCCAGGACCUGAGCGCAGCCUCCAGCCUCAGCAUGAUGGAGAAUGGCUACUUUGACGAGGAUGACGAGUAUUACCCGGAGCCUGGUUCCACUCCCACCGGGGAACAGCCGGAUGGAGACAUUGGAGAUGGGAUGGCAACAAUGGGGGCAGCCAAGAAUGGGAGCGGCAGUGGCAAAGGGGACAGCUGGGACUCCUUUCGCGUUAACAUCUGAGGCCUCGUUGUCAGCAUUUUUCUUAGUGUGGAUGCAUAUUUUUGGGUUGACAGACUGGAUUAGGCUGGAGGAGAAACCUUUUUGGCCUCCAGGGAGGGAGUGGCUGGUGAGAGACUAUGGCGUCUCAUGGAACUGUAAAACUCCAGCUACCUUAAACACCUCCUCAGGUCAAACAUCCGCCUGCUUGUGUUGCAGAACGUUGUUUUUGCAGCGUGACCAGGAGCUUCAUCAAACUGCAGAUCUGAGUGAUCAGAUAUUUUGAGAAGUUACUCUCUUAACAACCUCUGAAACACUCAGGGGUUGGGAUCAAUUGUAUCCAGCGACUCGAUAUAGUCAAAAUUCGGCAAUAUAUAGACACACACACUUCUUUUUGUAAACAGCUUUAUUGCUGCUUCUAUGUCCAUUUGUUUUGUUAGACAGUCACUUUCUUUUUGGCUGAACUUUUUUUUUUUUUUAAUUUACAUAUACAAAAAUAUAUGAACAAAGUUUUAUUAUUUAUUAUAUAAUAUAAAUAACAAAAUAUUUGCUUUCCUGUUACACUCUAUUGACGUUUUCUACUGCACCGUUCCUCAGCAUUUACAGGUUGGAAAGAAUCCCAGAAAUCCAGAGCUUUGCAAUCAGCAUUGGUGCAAAAAGAUGACUGACUCUGUGGACAUAUUAAUGGAGACAGUGUGUGUGUGUUUCUUCUAAGUGGUGAAAACAUUAAUUUACAUCAACCCUUGGGGUCCAACCAGAAGUAGUAGUAUGGAGAAAGAGAUGAGGUCCUCAUAUCCAGUGAGUUUGUGUGCAGGUAUGAGGUCUUCACCGUCCUGCCUUUAGGUGGAGCAGAUAUCUGCUCAGGAAAUGUGAAAUCUUCAGAAUGCUGGAAACAGUUUUAACUGUUUGCAGAGGUGAAAAACCCCAAGCCCAGUGUGCUGUGUUGCAGAUAUAGUGCUUCAGCACUUUACAGGCAUAUCAGACAUGUGUCUGUUCUCAGACUUUGUAGUGUUCAGGACACAUCUGCCUGAAUUUAACUUUCUGCUUUAAUAUUAGCCAUCUUUAAGAUACAUUUACUUAAAGAUUAAAACAGAACUCAGCUUAUUUCUGGAUCUUGGUUUCAUUGUAUUUAUCAAUUUAAGUGGGGGUCCGCCCCAAUCAAGGGUUGGCUGGUUCAAACACUGAACAUUCAGAUAUUAGUUUCUUGAGGGCAGUAUUAACAUGAAUAGAAAUGCAAAGACUACCUAAGUUGAAACAAGAAUUAUUCUUCAAAAGAAUAGAAUAAUAGAAUAAUUCUAUUAUGGAUGAUAAUGAGCAUUAAAAGAAAUUAUGAAGCCACAUAUAAAUAUGGCCAAAAGCUGAGCUGUGAUCUGGUAGCUGGAACAUUUUUCAUUAUGGAAACAAAAAAAAAAAAAAUCUACACAUUUUCUCACUUUUUCAUGGUGCAGUUUGUUUUUAGACACAUUUUUUUUUAAAUGGGACCUAUUGUGCUGAUAUCACCUCCAUGCUGGCUUUGCAUGAUUCACAGUUUACAGUAAUCUUUCUUUGUCUUAUAUUGGGCUGUGGUGCAACUCUCCUGUUCAUCUUUUAAAAAAAAAAAAAAAAAAAGCAAGUUUUAUUGCCUCUCUUCUGAUUGGCUGCCCUUCACAGACAUAAGGUUUGAACAGCAACCAGAGCUGUGUGUCUGAGAUGACCACAUUGUCAUCAUAAAGAUCCAAGAGUUUUUAAAAAAAGAAAAAAAAGCAAAGCCUUGCCCUUCAUGGGGAUUUCUUACUGACCUCCUUUUUUAUUUAUUUAUUUUGUUCCUUUUGGAAACAUUUUUGCAUAAUAGGUCCCUUUUAACUUUCUCUGGUCCCUGUGGCCUUCAGAUAUCACCCACAGUGUAAAUAAACAUCUGUAGCUCUAAACCUAGUAGCAACUAUCAAAUGAAAACCCAGUGCUUUAUACUCUUAUGCAUCGAGAUCUUAACCAAUCUCAUUUUAGCGUCAUGUGCUCUGUUGAGUGUGACAGAUGCCCGUGCAGGAUUAAGCUCAUUUUUAAGUCAUCCUUGAGGAAUAUAAAUCUGAUUAUAUCAGCAUUUGGUCAUCUUUGCAUACGUUAUAGGGGCUCUUUAACGAUCUCUGCUUCCAUUACAAUAUGACAGUGGUCAUUAAUAAGAUUGUAACAAAAAAAAAGUGCUUUUGUUUUUGCUUUGGUUGGUUUUUUUUAAUCAGAAGAACUUGCCUUCAUUGCCUCAUCUAUAACAAAAAAAGUUAAAAGUCCUUCAAUCUAAAAUCUAAACAAAAUCUAAAAUCUUGACUGUUUAAGACCUUUGGAUGUGAAAAUCCUCUUAGUCAACACAUGAAUGGUCUACUCAGGCUUCCUAAGUAUCUAAACUCUGCAGCAAAGGUCUCAGCUCAGCCUGUAGCAUACAACACAGCUACAGACACAGUACAGCAGCUGUGCUGUCAAUCAUAAAUUGAGUUUCUGAACUCACCAUCACUUUGAGAAGAUAUAGAGGGUUCAUCUUUGCACAAAUGUGCUCAUAUUUCGUCACCUGUCUGUACGUCAGUCCGCUAUUUGAACACAAACCAAAGAGAGUACGCCACUCAGCAUUGUAUUUGGUUGCUGAUGUAGGUGGGAUCUGGCUAUGUUGAACUUAAAACUUAACAUCUGGUGUCUUGACGAAUGUCUUUAGGAAUUUUUUGAAGCUGAUGAAUGAAGGACAUUUGGUUCGCUUUUUGAACAGUUGGCCGCCUUCUUCCCCACUCAAAUACCAGCGUUUUCAGUUGACUGAAUUAAAAUGUCACCGACCAGUGAAAGUCUAGAGGAUUGAUUUAUGACAAGUAUGUGAAGAGUCAGAUGUGUCGCAAUAACAUGUGGAUAUGAAACCAUGUUUCCACAAGCACAGUAACCCUUGAUCUUUUAACUUCUCACUAAAAUCUGUCGACAUCAAGAGUUUCUAACUGAUUUAACUGGAAUAGUCUGGCAUUUUGGGAAAAUGUUUCAGUUACAUACUUCAUCUGUUAAACGUAAGGUCAAACCAGCACAAUCACCAGAUGGGGAAGUAGCUAGCAUUACUAUGUCUUACUGCCUCCAUUUCCCAGACAUGGAUUAAGCUGAGAUAGACCAUAAACUUUUUCCGCUGGAGGUCUUCCUAGGAUUUAGUCUGGGAGGAGGUUUAAUCCGUGUUGGAGAGUAACAAAAUCCACUGGCAAGCACUUUUAAAGUUGCCACUUUGACAUAGUUUUGCUGUUAUCCAUAUAACCUGGACCUGGUGAGUAAAGUAAUUUUAAACAUUACCAUCACAUGGGGACACAAAGUGAACAAUGGUUGAUUGUUUAUUGAGCAGGAUGAAGUUUGGGGUGGAGCAAAGCUAAACUCUGUUGUCACCAUAAAAGGAUGCAAGUUCUCCUUGAGGUUUAUCAUAUAUCUUUUUUUCCUGAUCUAAGCUUGGACAAACUUUUUUUUUUUUUUUUGGCCUCUUGCAUAUGUAACUACUCACUUUUAUUCUGAACCUUUCCAUAAUGCAUUUGCAACUUUCUGACUAGUCUUAUUAUUUAACAGAAUCCAUUGACUUUGGUUCCAGUGUUCUGAUAAGUUGGAAUAAUUGUUCUCUGUUUCUCUCUGUUGCUUUUUAUGAUCCACAUUUAGUGAAACUUAACUUUGUCUGUGAAGUACACCUGUAUGCGACUGCUGCCAACAUUUCUAGUCGGAUUACACAUUUAGGGUCAGGUAAAGCAGCUGUUUUACUACUGCAGUCUACUGCUAAUCUGAAGCCGAAAGCACGUUUAAUUAAACAGUUUCAAACCACUGACGUUUAAGACACGAGUCACAUCUUGAUCCCAGGUUUUCUAUUGGAUGUCUACCCAAUUAGUGCCUUUUUAUAAGAUGUUCAAGAUGGGAAUGAACAUAUACCAUAAGUCAUAUGAAUUGCUUGGCCUGUACUUUGGUUUUUAAAGCUGCUACAUGUGGAAUUUGAAACAUAAUGACUUUAGCAAUCUCACAAAACUCAUUCUGAAGCUGUGCCAGUAAUAAAUUAAUGUCAUGCUGACAUGUCGCUCUCCUCCAACUCCAAUGAGUCCCUAAUUUGGAUUGGCUUUUUCACACUCUGUUGUUAAUUAUACUCUUCUCUGUCAAAAGAUUGUUUGGAAUUUUAUUGGCAGGGAUGCAGCUGUUGGGAACAGUGUACUGCUGACACCCUCUGAAAUUUGAGUUGCUCUAGCAAAAGUGAGACAUCUCUCUUCCUGUUUUGGUUGAUGCUUUGAAGAAAUUGUACACCUCAAAAUAAAAGGACCCUAAUGUAUGGCGGUUAUUUCUUCAGAAUACAACUUUAAAGUACACGUAGCAGUUUUACCUUCAAGAACUUAUAUCAGCCUUAAAGUCAGCUGAGGCAUUUGCAAACUGAGCUAGGUGGUGCACUCCUCACUUGUUCUUCAAGUCUGUUUUUUGCACUUGUUUGUGCCUGUUGCUGUGUUAAAUCCCCAAAACUACAACUACCUGACUUUCUUUGAGUUUGUCACUACUACACAGGUGCAUGGUGCUCUUUGUACGCUUACACUAUUGUAGCUUAACCCAGCACGAGAGAGCUAAGAAGAAGCUUUAAAUUGAACACCAGCAAAUUGUACUUAAUAUUGUACCGUUGCCACAUGCGUUGCCUGUUCUGUACACUAAAAUAUGCCCCUUUUUCACAUGAUUAUUGGAUGUGUAACAUGGAGAUUUCAUCUCAGGGUAAACUUAAAAAAAAUUUUGUUGUUUUUUUGGGUGGUUUUGACUCCUGACAAAAUAGCAUACUUCCCUUAAACAAUGGCUCUCGAACUAAAGGUGAACAAUGCUAUGUCACACCCACUUACAGUGAGUCAUAAUUAUGAUUCAGUGGUUUGGUGCAAGUCUCAUAAUCAACGGGCAAACUUUGCACCAACUUUGAACAAUCAGGAGGCGAAGACGCCAAGUGCAAAACAACCACAAAAGCUUGACAUAGUUUGACUUAAGUGUGGAUUACUGCUGCAAUCACAGUCACGCCUGAGCGUUCACACCCAUGCUGUAGUGGUUGUGAAAAGCGUUUUGGAAAACCUAGUGAGGGUUGUGCUUGAAUGGAGAAUAACUUGAACAUUACUUCCAAUGAGGAAAAAAAAAUAGCUGAAGGUGUGUAAUGUGUGUGCGCCUUUUCUGCAGCUGACCAAAUCUGACCUGUGUCCAAACCUGGGUUUGAAAACGUGAUUGAGCCAAGACAGUUCAUUAUUUUACAAGUGACAUGUUUAUCAGUAGGAUUGAGUAUGCAGCUGUAACCUAUUGAGGAAAUCACAGAAGUAAAUGCAAUUUCAUUCGUGUUUGUACUUUAUAUCUCUUAUCGUAAUCGUUCAUUAACUUGCUUUAGUGAAAAGAAGGAUUUUAUGUAUUGUUUUUUUGAAUAAGUAACAUUCGGAGAACAUGUGAAGGCUGUGUUGCUGCCAUCUAUCAUUCCUCCUGUUCUCUUAUCCAUGAAUGACCAUACUGCUGUUUGUUUGGACAGUACUCUCUCAUAGUUAUUAUACUGUUAUGAAUUUAAUAAAGCGGUUCUGUACUUUU
Pelmatolapia mariae (spotted tilapia) is the source of this 6235-nucleotide messenger RNA. It is a transcript of the gene fam89a, whose product is annotated as family with sequence similarity 89 member A. The record is from RefSeq and is a predicted model, not a curated record. Lineage: Eukaryota; Metazoa; Chordata; Actinopteri; Cichliformes; Cichlidae. Bases 170 to 712 code for a protein of 180 amino acids. The transcript is spliced from 2 exons.